This is a messenger RNA of Calypte anna (Anna's hummingbird), 1815 nucleotides long. RefSeq names its product hippocampus abundant transcript 1 protein. Gene Ontology annotation, biological process: transmembrane transport. Bases 166 to 1644 code for a protein of 492 amino acids. The transcript has 12 exons. The record is from RefSeq and is a predicted model, not a curated record. Gene Ontology annotation, cellular component: membrane. Gene Ontology annotation, molecular function: transmembrane transporter activity. NCBI's taxonomy places the organism in Eukaryota, Metazoa, Chordata, Aves, Apodiformes, Trochilidae.
ACGGGGGCGGGGCGAGGCCUGCGGGCGAGCCGCCCUCCGCCGCUAGCCGGGCCGCCGCCCUCGGGCCCGGUGCGGGUCCGGGCCCGGGCUCGGCCUCGGCCCAGCGGGCUCAGGGAGGAUGGGGCAGCCGCGGAGGCCGAUCAGCGGCAGCGGCCUGGAGGCGCCAUGACCGGCGAGAAGAAGAAGAAGAAGCGGCUCAACCGCAGCGUCCUGCUGGCCAAGAAGAUCGUCAUCCGCGACGGGGCCGGCAGACAGGGGAUUGGGGAGCCCAGUGUGUACCAUGCUGUGGUGGUGAUUUUCCUGGAGUUCUUUGCCUGGGGGCUGCUGACCACACCAAUGCUCACGGUGUUACACCAGACUUUUCCUCAGCACACAUUCUUGAUGAAUGGCCUGAUCCAUGGAGUCAAGGGUCUGCUUUCUUUUCUAAGUGCCCCACUGAUUGGUGCUCUCUCUGAUGUCUGGGGCAGGAAAUCCUUCCUCCUCCUCACUGUCUUCUUCACCUGUGCACCCAUUCCCCUUAUGAAGAUCAGCCCGUGGUGGUAUUUUGCAGUCAUUUCCAUGUCUGGAGUUUUUGCUGUUACCUUCUCUGUCAUUUUUGCCUACGUCGCCGACAUCACGCAGGAGCACGAGCGCAGCACGGCGUAUGGCUUGGUGUCUGCCACCUUUGCUGCCAGCCUGGUCACCAGCCCGGCCAUCGGCGCCUACCUGUCCCAAGCCUACGGUGACACCUUGGUGGUUGUGUUGGCAUCAGGGGUGGCUUUGCUGGACAUUGGCUUCAUCCUGCUGGCUGUGCCAGAGUCUCUGCCAGAAGAGAUGCGCCCAGUCUCUUGGGGAGCUCCAAUCUCUUGGGAACAAGCUGACCCGUUUGCUUCCUUGCGGAAAGUGGGUCAGGAUUCUACAGUGCUGCUCAUCUGUAUCACUGUCUUUCUCUCCUACCUUCCUGAGGCAGGGCAGUAUUCCAGCUUCUUCCUGUACCUACGGCAGGUCAUUGGUUUUUCCUCAGAGACUGUGGCAGCCUUUAUUGGUGUAGUUGGAAUUCUCUCUAUACUGGCUCAGACAGUAGUGUUGGGAAUUCUCAUGCGCUCAAUAGGAAACAAAAACACCAUCCUGUUGGGACUGGGCUUCCAGAUCCUGCAGCUUGCCUGGUAUGGCUUUGGUUCACAGCCUUGGAUGAUGUGGGCAGCAGGAGCAGUGGCUGCCAUGUCCAGCAUCACCUUCCCAGCUAUCAGUGCCAUGGUGUCAAGAAAUGCUGACCCUGACCAGCAGGGUGUGGUGCAGGGGAUGAUCACUGGGAUCCGGGGGCUGUGCAAUGGCCUGGGGCCAGCACUCUAUGGCUUUGUCUUCUAUCUCUUCCACGUGGAGCUGAAUGAAAUGGCUGAGGUGGAAACUCUGGGUAAGGCCUCCAAACCCAACAUGGCCAACCCUACAGACGAGAGCAGCAUUAUCCCGGGGCCUCCCUUCCUCUUUGGGGCUUGCUCUGUCCUGCUCUCACUCCUGGUGGCCUUGUUCAUCCCAGAACACAACCUUGCACUGAGGUCAGGCAGCCACAAGAAGCAUGGUAACGGAGCCCAGAGCCACCCCCACAGCCCACAGGCCACAGGGGGGGACAGCAAGGAGCCCCUGCUCGAGGACAGCAGCGUGUGAGGCUGGGGGGCAGCUCCAGAGCAAGGAUGGACUGAGCCAGCCAGAGUUUGGGGACAGAGGGUGGGGGGAGAGGAGAAAAGAGGUGACAGACUGUACCACAGCUAAUCAGGAUGAACGAGGUUUCCCUUCGAGCCCCACCUGGUGCAAAACCAGGAUUGUAUCACAGGGUGC